Molecule: messenger RNA, 612 nt
Organism: Cottoperca gobio
Lineage: Eukaryota; Metazoa; Chordata; Actinopteri; Perciformes; Bovichtidae
Product: histone H2A-like
Exons: 1
Coding region: 16-399 (127 amino acids)
Cellular component (GO): nucleosome
Molecular function (GO): protein heterodimerization activity; DNA binding; structural constituent of chromatin
Source: RefSeq, a predicted model, not a curated record
ACGAAGUAAAACAACAUGUCAGGAAGAGGUAAAUCCGGAGGCAAGGCCAGAGCAAAGGCCAAGACCCGCUCCUCCAGAGCCGGACUGCAGUUCCCCGUGGGCCGUGUCCACAGACAUCUGAGGAAGGGUAACUACGCCCAUCGUGUCGGUGCCGGAGCCCCGGUGUACCUGGCGGCGGUGCUGGAGUACCUGACCGCUGAGAUCCUGGAGCUGGCUGGAAACGCCGCCCGUGACAACAAGAAGACCAGGAUCAUCCCCCGUCACCUGCAGCUCGCCGUCCGCAACGACGAGGAGCUGAACAAGCUGCUGGGAGGAGUGACCAUCGCUCAGGGCGGCGUGCUGCCCAACAUCCAGGCGGUGCUGCUGCCCAAGAAGGCCGAGAAGGCUGCCAAGAAGUAAACACCCUGAAGCGACUUCUACUAAACAAAGGCUCUUUUAAGAGCCCCCACCUCAUCUGAAGGAGCACUGCCUAUUUAUUAUCACGCACAGCACAACUGUUCUAUUCUCAACGGCAAGAUCUAACCCAGCCCAAACAUUUCAUAAAUACAAUCUUUCACUGUUUUAAUGUUUCUCAAUUAUUUCCUGAUAGUUUUUUUAUUUUUAUUUAUAUGU